GAUAGCCAGGGGCGUUAUGGCGUGUUCUACUUUCCCAACAAUACAUGUCAGCUUGACAAGCGUAUUCAAUACCCACCUGUGUAAGAGGACAGAAACUUGAAGCAAAGUUAACACAAGUGCUGGAAACAUUCACGGGAAGUAGACAUCUUACUCCUGGGUAUUUACAGAGAAACGAAGAAAAUAGCAAAAUAUCCAGUUGAGUUUGAGUGAGAUGCAGUUUUAUGACAUCCCUAAUGUGUCUUUGACCAUCCUGGUACUUCUCAUGGGUACCAUCGAAGGAUUGCCAACUCAAAGUGGAUCAAACAUAAAACACAGUAAAGUUUUGAUUCUCGGAGCCGGGGCGUCAGGUUUGGCUGCUGCAAAGACACUGAACGAAAAGAACAUCAGCGACUUCAUCGUCCUGGAGGGCUCGGGCAGGAUCGGCGGCAGAGUCAGGUCCGUCAGAUUUGGAGGCACCACAGUGGAAGCUGGUGCGAACUGGAUGGCUGUUCGGGAAGGAAAUCCUUUGUGGGAUAUCAUUCGGAAGUUCAACGUGUCUGGGAAGACAUCAGACGGCGACAGUGUGGUCAUAAGAACGUAUGAAGGCAGUGACGUCACGGACACGGAGGGUGAGUUGGCAUGGCGUAAACUUGCGAAAGCUGAGAUCAAGUUAAACAGUGUUAUCAAGAGAAUGCAAGAUCAAAAGACCGAGGACAUGUCCCUGCGCUCUUGCCUUGACAUCGGAAAUUGGCAUCCGAAAACACCCGUGGAAAAGGUUGUGGAGAUUUAUGGCUUUGACUAUGAUUAUGGAGCUAUUCCCGACGUUUCUUCGUGUUAUUACCACGGCAGACUAGAGAAUGUGGAUGACAGUUUCUACGUCCGUGACGACAGAGGAUAUGAGUUCAUAUUGAAGAAAUACGUAGAGAACGCGCUGCCAGAGAACGAUCAACGAAUUCUUCUGAACGAAACUGUUACUGCGAUCAACUACACUGACACCAGCGUGUCUGUAACUACCGUCAGCGGGAACAUCUUCGUCGCCGACUUCGUCAUCGUUACCUUUAGCAUCGGAGUGUUGAAGAGCGGUUCUGUGACUUUCAAUCCUCCGCUACCAGACUGGAAGAUCGACAACCUGUUCCGAGUCAGACUAGAGAACUACGAGAGCGUGUACCUUAAGUUUCCCGAUACAACGUCAAGGUUCUGGGAUGACACCGAAUUCAUCCUCUACGCUGACAAAACACGAGGAGUGUAUCCAGUUUGGCAGAACCUGGAGGCUGAAGGAUUGUUCCCGGUUGGAACUAACAUUCUCCAGAUAGUGACCUACGGUGAGGAGGCUAGCAGAAUAAGUCGGCUUACUGCCCGUGAUGUAAAGGACGAGGUGAUGACGAUACUACGGAGAGUCUACGGUAAUGUCACGGAACCUGAAGAUGUAUUCAUUACGGGCUGGAAGAACAAUCCAUUGUACAAGGGAUCCUACUGCAAUAUGGAAACAGGAGCACAAAGUCCCAGAGUGGUCGAAGCUAUAACGGCACCCGUGGGGAGGAUCUAUUUCGCUGGGGAAGCGUAUAGUAGGGAUGUGUCUUGUUACGUAACUGGGGCUGUUCAAAGCGGAAUCGUCACGGCAAAGAAGGUAACCAAAUGUUCGAAAGGAACGUGCGAGGUUUAUGAUUCGGGAGAAGCAGGUCCGAGUACCAAGACCCCGACGGUUGCAGCGUGUCCUUCUGGCGGGUCCUGUCAGGACGGAGGAAAAUGGCCGUGCUUGUGUGCAUGGUGAUGCUUAUUGUUUCAUGCACAUAGUUACUUAAGAUAGAGACAGUAUAUAUGUAUAUAAAUCUUACAUAUAAUUGGAAUACUAAAUGAAUAUAUUGGAAAUAUCAUUCACAUGUCUGCAUUAAAACCCAACUCUUGCUGAAUAUUGCUUUGCCGCUUGUUGAAUUCUUCGUUGCAAGAACAUGCUUAUUGGUACCAGUUAUGAAAUGUACACAUUCAUAGUUGGACCUUCUGAAACAUCCCUUCACAUAAAGCUGAAGUUGACUUUCA
Messenger RNA from Haliotis rubra (blacklip abalone), 2016 nucleotides. RefSeq names its product polyamine oxidase 7-like. Gene Ontology annotation, molecular function: oxidoreductase activity. The transcript is spliced from 4 exons. The record is from RefSeq and is a predicted model, not a curated record. Bases 212 to 1750 code for a protein of 512 amino acids. NCBI's taxonomy places the organism in Eukaryota, Metazoa, Mollusca, Gastropoda, Lepetellida, Haliotidae.